Messenger RNA from Glycine soja, 1069 nucleotides. RefSeq names its product D-2-hydroxyglutarate dehydrogenase, mitochondrial-like. The transcript is spliced from 5 exons. The coding region runs from base 359 to 892 and encodes 177 amino acids. Gene Ontology annotation, cellular component: mitochondrion. The record is from RefSeq and is a predicted model, not a curated record. Gene Ontology annotation, molecular function: flavin adenine dinucleotide binding; catalytic activity. Lineage: Eukaryota; Viridiplantae; Streptophyta; Magnoliopsida; Fabales; Fabaceae.
AUGGUAGCUGGCACGGGUGUUCACAUGGGUCCAUCUGUGUCUUACAGUGUGUCAGAACUCAGAACAACUGAACCUCCUAGUUAACACCAUGCUAUAAAAAAUACACACAACGUCCUCCACUUUCCACUUACGCUCCUUAAACCCCUUCUUCAAUCGCCGAAGGAAUCCACCUCUUCUCCCUUCAGCAACGUCGUGUUCUUGGUUUACUUCGGGGACAUCUUUUGAUGAAAAAUUGACGCAGUUACCGAGCAAUAUUGUUCGCAGGGAUCAUCAAGUUUUGUCAUUUUUCAACCCUUCAAGAAAUUUCGCGGAAACCAAACAAUGGGGUGUUGGAAUUCAGUGCAAAUGCUUUGGUUCUAUGGCUGGGUCGGUUCAAAGGAACCCCAGAUUCUCAAAGUUGAAUGAUGAUGAUGUUCGAUACUUUGAGGGAAUAUUGGGUACCAAAAAUGUUGUUCAAGAUGAGGGCAAGCUUGUCACUUCAAACACUGAUUGGAUGCAUAAGUACAAAGGCUCCAGUAAGCUAUUGUUACAACCUAGGACCGCUGACCAGGUUUCUCAGAUUCUUAAAUAUUGUAACUCCAGAAACUUGGCUGUUGUUCCCCAAGGUGGAAAUACUGGUCUUGUAGGAGUGAUUGUUUGUCUUAGUUCUAUGAAUAAGAUCAUAUAUUUCGACAAGAUUUUGUCGCAAAUUGAACCUUAUGUAUAUGAAUGGACAUCUGAGCGCCGAGGUAGUAUUAGCGCGGAGCAUGGUCUGGGACUAAUGAAAGCCAACGAAAUUUUCUACAGCAAAUCACGUGAAACUGUGCAAGUGAUGGCUUCAAUCAAGAAUAUGCUGGACCCUAAUCACAUACUCAACCCGUAUAAAGUUCUUCCUCACUCUCUCAUUUCAUAAUCUGAUGUGGAAAACUUGAUGUUGUAUUCAUAUCUUUGUUCACUUCCUUAAAAAAGGUGAGAAUGCUACUUCUUUACUUGCCGGUGACCUCACUCUUCUAAAAGUGUAUUGCUACAUUGUGAAUAAUAAAUAUAAAUAUUAGUGUAAUAAAUUGGUGACAAUUUUUUAUAAUCUCUG